Messenger RNA from Penicillium waksmanii, 714 nucleotides. Its product is annotated as prion-inhibition and propagation-domain-containing protein. The record is from RefSeq and is a predicted model, not a curated record. Gene Ontology annotation, biological process: protein phosphorylation. Bases 1 to 714 code for a protein of 237 amino acids. Gene Ontology annotation, molecular function: protein kinase activity; ATP binding. NCBI's taxonomy places the organism in Eukaryota, Fungi, Ascomycota, Eurotiomycetes, Eurotiales, Aspergillaceae. The transcript has a single exon.
AUGGACUGCAUAGGCUACUGCCAUGAUGAGUCUCAACAGCGUUUUGGAUUGAUCUACAAUCUUCCGGUCUUAGAGGAUGACAAACCGCCGGAUAUUGUCUCCCUCUAUGACCUGAUCCAUCCACAAAAUGGUGCUGAUACGGUAUUUCCAAGCUUGAAUGACUGCUUUCUAGUAUCACGUAUCCUAGCCAAUAGCCUAUUGCAACUCCAUACCACAUGUUGGCUUCACCGAAAUUUGGGCAGCUCACACAUUCUGUUUAUCAAAUCCGGAAAAAGCAUGGACUGGCUUCAGUAUCCAUAUCUAUCUGGAUUCGGGUAUUCUCGAUUAGACGAUCCUAGGGCAGUCUCUAUGCCGCUUCGUUCCCAGGAUGAGGCAGCAGCAUACCAGCACCCUGAUCUGACCGAAAAUCCGCGGAUCGGAUACAGGCGUGAAUACGAUACCUAUAGCCUGGGGAUUGUUUUGACUGAACUCGGAUUCUGGCGCCCGAUUCUCAAGUUUCGAAAGUCGGAGUAUCGUCCGAAGCGGAACCAUCGUCGGCUGUUAGAAUACCAACUCACUGGCGAUCUUGCGCAUCGGAUGUGUCAGCAGUUCGAGCAGGCUAUCAAGCUACUAUUGACCGGCAAGGCGUAUGGAGAUUCAAAAGUAGAAGGCGAACAACUCAUUGCAUUUUCACGGAAUAUUGUCUCACAGCUUGGUAUUCAAAGCCUGUGCUGA